Messenger RNA from Salvelinus fontinalis (brook trout), 1807 nucleotides. RefSeq names its product capping protein-inhibiting regulator of actin dynamics-like. The transcript has 3 exons. The record is from RefSeq and is a predicted model, not a curated record. Bases 630 to 1475 code for a protein of 281 amino acids. Lineage: Eukaryota; Metazoa; Chordata; Actinopteri; Salmoniformes; Salmonidae.
CUUUUACUUGAACGGAGCCAAAUGUGCCGUCUCACCGAAAAGACUCAGAAAUCCCAUCACUACUACAGCGGAGAGAUUAGAUCCAAAGAGAGCACCACAAUCAACAGACACACUCAACAGGCAGGCGGUUAGGGCGUUGGGAUUUGACUGUCACAGGGACAAACUAAUAAGAGGUUAUAAUUCAUUGGAAUAGGCGGUUCUUGAGGUAAAGGUUGUCAAUUGAAAACGGAUCAACUGGAUUCUUGUACCCAGGGGAACAGGUGUAGUCCAGCAGUUGGUGAUGAUGACAUACUGAACAGUUCGACCUGGACAGGUGCACGAGAGUUGUGAUUGUAUGUUUGUUUGUACAGUUAUGGCUGUCCUGUUAUUAUUUUGUGUCUUGAUCAAUUAUGAGUAGCUAAACCAUAUCGACGUUUGGACACUGAUGCGCAGGAGAACCCCUAGCUGUCAAUCAAGCAGGCGCGGUGAACGGAUUAUGACACUCAACGUUCCAAAUGACGCAACAAUACAGUUCCAGAACAGAGAAAGUUAAUGCCGAAGAUGUUAUUCGGUUCCACACUAAAACUGCGCUUUGACAAGUGUGAUUUGAGAAAUAAAACUUGUAGACCUUUCCUGCAGUCUCUGAGGAGAUGGACACCUCUUCUUCUUCUGGACAAUCUCCGUCUCCUACUGGGACUGUCUUCUUACCCCCUCCUAUCAUGUGGAACAGUCUAUACAAGCAGGCAGAGAUGGAGGUUCAGUUCCUGAGGGAAGAGAAGAAGACCUGUACAGAGAAGGAAGCCCACAUGCUUGAGUUGAGGGGGAAGGAUCGAACGAUCCGAAAUCAGAAGAAGGAGAUGGACAGACUUCAAGUGUGCCUCUGGGAAGAGGAAAAGAAGAAGAGGAAUGGUGAAACGGAGGAGGACGCGAUGAUUGAACAACUACAGUCUGAGACAGACCAUCUCAGAGCCCUUUUGAAAGAUGAAAGGAGGAGAAGAAGAGUAGAAAGGGGUAUUAUGAAAGAGUGGAAGGCUGAGAUCCUGAGACUGAGGGAGGCAGAGAGCCACAGGGAGGCAGGAAGCCAGAGGGAGGCAGAGAGCCAGAGGGAGGCAGAGAGACAGAGGGAAGCAGAGAGAAAGAGGGAAGCAGAGAGACAGAGGGAGGCAGAGAGAGCCACAGAAUGGGAGAACCAGAGACAAAUGCAGGAAGUCAACAGACUCAAACAACUGCUGGAGCUGCUGAUGGUGGACCUACAACUGGCCCAUGUAAGACAUGUCAUUGUUAUUAUUAAAAGGCAGUGUAUGUUCACCCGGCUGAAAAUGAAUGGCGGCAGACAGCUGUAUGCUAACCCAAUGUUAACUUUUAUGCCUUUCCUAAACGUUAACCCUUACCUUAACCUCACUGAAACUAUACCUAACCUUUACCAUAACCCAACCCUAGGUCCUAAACCUAACCUUCAUUUAUCUCAACCCCUACGCCUUUCUUCUGCCGGUUGAAUAUCCACUUCCUUAUUAACGUCAUUACUGUUGUUGUUGAUAACUGUAUCUGUGCAGGUUGUAAAUAAUUGCAUUAGUGAAACAUCAUUUGUAGGAGUAAUUUCUACAAGCAUAAACAUCAGAGGCAACAUAAAAUUGCAAUGGGAAUUUCUCAACCCCCUAACUGAAUGGGCAAGCUAGUUGUGUGUUUGUAUUUGUACACAUUUUGGACAUAAUUGAUUCCAUAAAAUGUCUCAUAAUUUUUCAAACCAUGUCAAUACAUUAAUUGACAAUGAAUUGUCCAGAUGAAUUGAUCAAAAUGACCCUGCUAUUGAUGUUGUUCAGUGUUUGAU